Amblyraja radiata (thorny skate) is the source of this 2378-nucleotide messenger RNA. RefSeq names its product thromboxane A2 receptor (gene tbxa2r). Gene Ontology annotation, molecular function: thromboxane receptor activity. Bases 379 to 1380 code for a protein of 333 amino acids. The record is from RefSeq and is a predicted model, not a curated record. Gene Ontology annotation, biological process: positive regulation of blood pressure; positive regulation of cytosolic calcium ion concentration; inflammatory response. Gene Ontology annotation, cellular component: plasma membrane. The transcript is spliced from 3 exons. Lineage: Eukaryota; Metazoa; Chordata; Chondrichthyes; Rajiformes; Rajidae.
GGACAAUGUCCCAGCAACCGUUUCCUGGAAAGGGCAGUCUGUACCCACCAGAUACGUGGUUUUGCAAACCGACCUCUUAUAAGAGGCUCCCGACAGAACUCCCUUCAAAGCCUCCACGGAUACACGCAGAGGGGACUCGGUCGGAGAUAAGAGACACAAAUAGGUAUACAGACAGAUGCUCGCGUUUUCCAGCGGAGAUCGUGAUCUCGGGGCAAGGACUCUAGAGUGAAGCUCUCAAUAAUCACAACAGCUCUGUGAAACACCGCAUACCAGGAGAGUCGGGGUCCCGGGCGGAAAUUAUUGGAACUGGGGACGGCUCUGGUAAAGAAACCGCUGGUCUUCGGCCUCAAGGGGAAAGCAUACGCCUGCAACGCGACCAUGCCGACCCAAAACAACACCACCAACAGCAGCAUGCACGCCUCCCCUUGGUUUUCAACCGUGUUCUCAGCUGUCGGACUCCUCUCCAACCUCAUCGCGCUGAUGGUCCUCAUCAGCGCUUACAGAAAAGCACGGAGCCGCUCGAGGUCUUCCUUCUUGAUCUUCCUUUGCGGCCUGGUGUUGACGGAUUUCCUCGGCCUCGCCACCACCUCGUCCAUCGUCCUGACCUACCACCACAUCAAAUUCCGCUGGGAGGAAGUGGACCCUCAGCUGCACCUCUGCAGGUUCCUGGGAUUUUCCAUGGUCUUUUUCGGGCUCUCCCCGCUGCUGCUGGGAGCCACCAUGGCAGUGGAGAGGUUUCUGGGCAUAAACAAGCCCUUCCUGCGUUCCACCAACGCCUCGAAACGACGGGCUUGGUGCACGGUCUUCUUCGUCUGGCUCUUUGCCUUCUGCAUCGCCAUCCUGCCCAUCUGCGGCCUGGGGCAUUACGUGCACCAGUGGCCCAAUUCCUGGUGUUUCUUCAACAUGACAAGCAGCUCAAAUGAUGUUGCAUUUUCAAUACUGUUUUCUAGCGUUGGUGUGUUAUCUCUGGCACUGUCUGUUAUCCUGAAUACAAUCAGCGUGGUAACACUGUUCAAAGUAUGCUUCAGGAAACUCGGUGUUGAAAGGAGGAGAGAUCACGAAGUUGAGAUGAUGGUCCAACUCCUGGGUAUAAUGGUCAUCGCCACAUUCUGCUGGGCUCCACUGUUUGUAUUUACCUUCAACAAGACCUUGAUGGGUUUGCCCAACAAUGCAAGGCAGGGUAAAAAUCUAAUUAUCUGCAUUCGAAUCGCCACGUGGAACCAGAUCCUAGAUCCCUGGGUUUACAUAUUGUUUAGAAGAUCAGUUCUGAGGAAGUUCAACCCAAGUCUACGAUCAAGACCUUCAAUAUCAUCAUUAUAUCCCACUAUGAAUGCAUCAUACAGUAGAAGAUUCACACAAGGCUCAGUAACAACCUCCUAGUACACAGUUAUGGCUGAACGGACUGCCGCCAAACUAAACUUUAGAUAUACUUAUUUGUAAAUAAUGUAUUUUAUAUUAUAUUAAAGCUUUCUUCAUUGUAAUAUGUGUAACAUUGAUUGCAAACAAUAAUUGUUACUUUAAGACUGUCAAGCCCCUUUAAGAAUUGUGUUCUGUGACUAAUUGUUCCGUUGAUUGGAACAUCAUGUAACCCUGCUCAUCUGUAUCCACUUAUCACACGCCAGACUUUGUCCCGGACCGACCUCUCUCCCCUCUACCACAAUCAGUCUGAGGAAGGGUCCUGACCGGAAACAUUUCCUAACUUACUCCAGCACUUUGUUCACAAGUUCACAAGUUUUAGGAGUAGAAUUAGGCCAUUCGGCCCAUCGAGUCCACUCUGCCAUUCAAUCAUGGCUGAUCACUCCCUCCUGCUCACAUUUUCCUGCCUUCUCCCCAUAGCCCUUGACUCACGUUCUAAUCAAGAAUAUAUUUAUCUCUGCCUUAAAAAUAUCUACUAACGUGUCUUUUUAUAUAUAGUAAGUUUAGGUUGGAGACACACCAUAGGAACACCGAGUCCGUCAAUCCCCAUCCACUCUAGUUUUGUGUUAUCCUAUUUCUUCAUCUAUGCCGUUCACACUAGGGAACAUUUUACAGAGGCCAAUUAACCAACAAACCUGCACUUCUUUGAUAUGUGGGUGGAAACCAGAGCACCCGGAGGAAACCCAUUUGGUCUCUUAGAGGACGUGCGAACUCCACACAGAGAGCACCCGAGGUCUGGAUCGAACCCGGGUUCUUGUGAUGGGUGUUUGAUCAACAAUGCACAGCUUAUUUGAUCACUUUGUGUCACGGACAUUGCAGUGGAAUUGGUUAGAGGUUUUCAAAAAAACACAACUAUCACAUAUAUUCUUUUCAGGUAUCAGGAAAAACACAAUGUAGCCCAGUGACACUCGAACUCGACUGUGGCUGUAAAAAAAUGUCUAUAUUAAAAUGCUUUAUUUAAA